GUUCAGCUGAUGGACCUGACUGAUGGAGACAAGACAAAGGGUUUCCAAGUGCCGGUAUGGGAUGAGUACCGUAAGAUUUGUGACAAACAUGAAUCUGCACCGGUCAGCUUUGAGAAGGUGGAGCGCUUCGAGUUCUAUGAGAGAGCCAAGAAAGUUUAUGCCAUCAUCCACACAGGAGAAACUGCAGCUUAUGCCAACAUUCUCCUGAAACGAGGAGUCUGCUAAUCACCACAUGUACUUACCUGGAAAAUGUAGUUAGCCUCUCCCAAAACAUCACCAUAGCUCUCCUUCUGAGUCUUAAAAGUUGUACUUUGAAUUAUAGCUUUUGUUAAAUAAAGUAGGUAUUGCACAAGAUAUUAACUUCAGUAUUUUGAAAAAGCUUGUGACAAAUUAACCAAAAAAAAAAGCAGGAUAGUUUGUCACUUUUUCAUUUUUUGCAGUGUAUUCUUUGAAUAAUAGAAUUUAUUGUACAUAUCUGUUCUGGAAGCUAUGCCGAAUAACAAAAAUGAUUUUGGCACUACACUAUUAUGAUAAAUAAACAAGCAACUAAAA
Molecule: messenger RNA, 552 nt
Organism: Penaeus monodon (black tiger shrimp)
Lineage: Eukaryota; Metazoa; Arthropoda; Malacostraca; Decapoda; Penaeidae
Product: fucose mutarotase-like
Biological process (GO): fucose metabolic process
Molecular function (GO): racemase and epimerase activity, acting on carbohydrates and derivatives; fucose binding
Source: RefSeq, a predicted model, not a curated record